UAGCUGACUUCAUAGCAGUAUGGACGCGGGCUGUGGCCCCAUUAGCUCCGCUCCCAACUUUCAAGAAGGUUCUUUCGGUUGCCCCAUUUGCCUAGACGCUCUGAAGGACCCGGUCACCACUCCCUGCGGCCACAAUUUCUGCUUGGAGUGCAUCGGGGCGCACAGGCAUCACCCCGGGGGCGUUACAGGAGCCGGAGGACAAAGUGUCUCCCGCUGCCCCCUGUGCCAGGAACCCUUCCCAGCCGACCUCCCGCUCCGUAAGAACCACACCCUGGCCGAAUUGUUGCAGCUCCGACAACCCGCGCCGAGCAGUCCGGGCCUGGCUAUGGCACCUGAGGAAACCUCGGAGCCGUGCGCUCCAGGGAACGGCGAUGCCCAGAUCGAGGAGGUGCUUUGCGACUUCUGCACCGAUGGGGAGAGAGCUGAAGCGGCUAAGUCGUGCUUGGUGUGCUUGGCGUCCUUCUGCGCCCCCCACUUGCAACCUCAUCUGAAAAGUCCGGCUUUCCAAAGCCACCGGCUGGUUCCGCCGUUGCGGCACAUCGAGGAGAGCCUCUGUAAAUUACACCUCAAGCCCUUGGAGAGCUUUUGCCGGACCGACCGCAGCUGCAUCUGCCAGAUCUGCCAGACCCAGGAGCAUCGGAGCCACGAGGUGGUGGCCGUGGAGGUGGAGCGGGAACUCGUGGAGGCUCAGAGGCCAAAAAUCCUGAACAAUAUUGAAAAUCAGCUGGAUGAACUGGGAGCCUCAAUAACGCAGAUGAAGAGGAUGGUCGACCUCAUCAAAGCUACUGCUCAGAAAGAGAAGGAAAAGGUCAACAAUCUCUUUGCCGAGGCCACCAAGGUCCUGGCAACCUUUAAGAAGGAAGUGCUUGGUUUCAUUGAGGUUGAUGAAAGAGCCAUGCUGGGUGAAGCAGAGGAGGAGCUGCGGCAUAAAGAAGAGCGACAUGCCCAGUUGAUGGAACACAAGCUGAACCUGGAGAAAGUCCCCAGCACGGACACCAUCACUUUUCUGCAGGAAUUCCAGGCAUUAAAAAUAGCAGCUGAGGAAAAAAACCUUGCAUGUUCAAACUUCCCCAGAGAACUGAGUUUUAUUAAAUCCAGUCAGGCCGUGUUUGCUGUGAAGGAGCUGCUGGGAAAUAUUUGCAAGAACCAAUGGGACCAACUGUCAGGGAAGGGUGAGAAUGGACUUUUUCAUCAUGGGAUAUCAGAAGUGACAAUUGAACCGCAGGUUUCAGAAAGGAGCAUCAACCCUGCCAGUUUGGAAUCGCGAGAUUAUUUUCUCAAAUCUGCAUUCAUCAUUGACUUGGACAGUGAUACUGCUGACAAGUUCAUCCAACUCUUUGGGACCAAGGGGGCUAAGCGUGUGCUGAAUCCCAUCGCUUACCCUGAGACCUCAACCAGGUUCAUCAACUGUGAGCAAGUAUUGGGCGAGAAUCUUAUGAACCGUGGCAACUAUUACUGGGAAGUGGAAAUCAUAGAUGGUUGGGUGAGCAUUGGCAUCAUCACUGAAGAUUUCCAUCCCCAGGAAUCAUAUGACCGGGGCCGCCUAGGCAGGAAUGAGAAGUCAUGCUGUCUGCAAUGGAACGGCCAGAACUAUGUUGCCUGGUUUGGCGGAUUUGACUGUGUUAUACAGCAGUCAUUUUUUCAUACUAUUGGGGUGUACUUGGAGUAUUCAGAGAAGGUGCUGACAUUUUAUGGAGUCAAGGAUUCCAAGAUGACUUGUCUCCAGCAGUUCAAAGUGGCUCGCUUUAAAAAGGGACAUUUUGACCCUUUCCAGAAUAAGAUCAACCACCAGUUUCCAGCACUGUUCACACACAACCUCAAGCCAGCCUUUUUUCUCGAAAGCGUAGAUGCUCACAUGCAGCUCGGGCCUUUGAAAAAAGACUGUGUUUCAGUACUUAAGCGCCGAUAAUUUGGUCAGUGUGUGACCAAGGAUAAAGAAUUUGACAUGUUUGUGACAUCUGUGCUGGAGCACUGCGUCAUCUUUCUGAGUUAGUGUUGAUGAAUUAAUCAUACUGUUGCUGCUUUUUUUUUACUUAUUUGAUAAAUAUCAACAUUUAAAGAAGCACUUUUCAGCAAAACAUUUUCUUCUCUUGGACAUAAUUAGGGAUCAUUUACAAAAGGCUUGAUCUAAAGCAAAUGACUAUCUCCACUUCAUCUAUACGAACCAAUGGUAUCUUCAGAGACUCUGCUCUGUUUCACAAGUAACAUUAAUGGUACCAUGGAAACCCAUCCUCAUAAUAGCAGACAUAAAAAAUACUACCACUGAUCAAAAAUGUAUGCUGAAGGCCAUCACUAGUUAUUAAAUGUCGCUAGAUGAAUACUGCUCUUCCAUUGCGUUUGAAAAAAGAAAAAAACAACCUACUGUGGAGAAAACAGUGGUGUCAGCUGUCAGCAGAGCAAAUGACAUAUGAACAAAUAUAUUCAGCUUUGGACUACAAUAGCAAGAAAAACUAUGGGGCUGUGGGGAGCUUUAGUUUAUUCUUAGCUUAAAUCUAAAUUCUAGUCUAAAUAUUAGAAAUAUAAUUUGGAAAUUAAAUGAAGCAUCUGUGGCUGUGUGUCAGCCCCACUAGGUAGACCAGUUCAGGAACUGAUCUCCAAAGGAAGGAUACAGUUUUUACUGAGAUCGGCUACAAUAAUUGAGUCUUGCAAGUCUGAUUGUAAUAUACCAUCACUUCUUUGUAGUUCAGUGAAUUAGGAUGCCAUCUGCCUGAGCUGCUUCCAAAUGUUAUCUCCUUGUUUUGGACUUUAAGAUGUUCUUGUCACUUUUGUCUAUGCAAUGGUUCCUGCAUGUUUCCAUCCCGGUCACAUUGCAUACUCUGUACACUGUGCUUUAAUGCUACAUGUGCCCGUUUAUUAAUAUUGGGUUAAAAAGUACAAAGUAAACUGAGUUGCAGAUAUGAAUGUCAGCUACUCAAGAGAUGAGUACCUACGCAAUAGAGCAGUAUGUGUAAGCACUGAGGUUGUAAGUUUCCCCUUUCCUUAAAGCAUCUUACAGGCACAGAAGCAUUACAAAAAUGGAGAUUUGGUGGCUUUCUGGAGUAACUGGCUGGUUGAAUCUGAUGGAAGUUGAGGGUUAUCAGCUUCUGAAGGGCCGCAGAUUCCUUCUUCUAUGAUAUUUUCUGCUUUUCUUAGCUGUCUUUUGAAUACAGAUCCAUGGAAGUGCAAUGGAAGAAAGACCAUUGGAGAAUGGAAAUUGAACUUUCAUGUGUAACAAGGAUACAAAGUGUAUAAAAUCCAUCCUUUCCAAAUAUGCUAAGAGGACACUGUAAACAUUUAUAAAUUUACCAUAAUUUAGGUAUGCUGAUAGAAGGGACGAGGAAAUUCUAGCUGCUAUUGUUUAAAAGAAAAAAGAUUUCAAGUUAACAUAUGAGGAGAGCCAAGUUUUAUGUUAAGCUUAGGCUUUUUAAAAACUGUUUUGUGACUUUUUAAGGUUGUUUUGUUUAGAACAGGAUUAACAGCUGAGUUUGAAUAAACCAUCCAUUGGAUUCCUUUCUUUCUAGAAGAUGAGCAUUCAUAAUGUAAAUUAUGACUGAACAAGGAGAGAAAUUAGUUUAGAGACAAGAUUUUUUUUGCCAUCACAGGAUAAUUUUGUUAAUGCUGGCCCACUUCAUUAAUUCUAUGAUCUCAGGAUUACAUUGUUACAAGAGGGUUUUGCAGUAUUAGUGAGCACAUUAGUUGUCUCCAAAAGGUAUUUGGUUUCAUUAUAUCCUGUAUCCAAACUGAAAGUAUAGUAGAUUUGAUUAAUCAUGAAAUUAAUAAGAGUACUUUUCUUUGCUGCUGGGCCUCACUGAAAUGUUCCUGCCUUUCAUUAAAAAAAAUGUGAGGUCCUUAUAGUUUUGUUUGUGUAUCCUUCUGUUAAUGAAAGCACUGCAGCAUAGUCCUGAAAUACACGUCUUGUGUUCUUUUUUUUUUUUCAAAGAAGAUUUUCACAAUCUUUCUAUAAAAGAAAAAUGAUAUGUACAUGAUGUGCAUAUUGAAUUGCAUGUUGGAAUCUAGUAUCUUAAAUUUAUAUACAAUUAAUUAAUGUUAGGAAGGUUACAGGGUUUAUAAUAAAGAUAGAUCAUGGGCAUUUGAAUUUGUAAGAAAGUCAAAGUAGUACAUAAUCCACUCCACUUUGAAAUUAGGACUUUUUUAACAUUUAAAGAUAGAUAGUCACUGAAAUAGAUGGAAGUACCACUGAAGAGCUUGACAGAAGGGGCUCUCAAGAUGGUGGAGAGGAUUUCAUUGUCCCCAACAGGACAGAAGGCACAGUUCUGUGAGGAGAGGAUCUACAUGCAGAUGAUCCCAGUUAGGGGAGAUAGAUACUUAGUUCCUUCAUUUUUAUAAUGCAGCUAUUGUAAGGGGAGUAGGUACUAUAGCAGUAAUGGCAAACCUUUUAGGCCCUGAGUGCCCAAAGCAUGUGCGCAUGCGUGCACACGUACCCAAAAUGCAAGGCAGCCCCCCCCCCGCGUGUGUGUGUACCCCCUGCAUGUGCCCAUGUCCCCCGCAAGCGUGGCAGAGACCCGAAGGCCAGCUGGCUGGUGGGAGGCACGCGUACAUGUGCGGUGGAGUUGAGUUGGGGCGAUGGCACGUGUGCCCAGAGAAGGCUCUGGGUGCCACCUGUGACACACGUACCCUAGGUUUGCCACCACAGUACUAUAGUUUGUGAUUUACUGAACCACUGGUUGAUGGUAGCAAGGCCACACUUAAUUUGAGGAGUUUGUUCAAUUGGAUUCAAAUACUACCAAAAUAAUAGAGUUGUGUCAUACAUAUGGCUGGGACAGGAUUUUCUUUUUUCAAAAACAUUCACAAUAAGAAUUGAUUUUUUUAAAAAUGAGUUAAAGUGAUUUAAAGUGUAGGGUUUUUUUGAAUCAUCUGCUUCAGCUUCUCAGGAAACUACAUCAUUAUAUUUUAUCAGUCAUGCUGCCAAGUUUGAUAGUAGAGAGGGAGUUUCAAAUGUUAUGAAAAGGAAAUGUGUAGACUAGACACCAGUGAGAGGCUGCAGACUGGAAAUUCCUUUAUAUUUUCUGGUUAAAGAUUAACAAUACAAAUCUUUAGAGCAUGAAAUCAUUUAUAAUCACAUGAUAAUUAUUCUUAGACCAUUGAAUGCAGCAGGUAUUCUAAGCUUUUGGAACACUCCAGCAUUAAACUUGUCAUAAUGUGGUUAAAAAUUAAUAUUCCUAACUCUCAUUCAUUACAUUCUGGUCUUGCCUAGUUAUUCUUCUACAUCUGAUCAUAAGGUUUCAUUUGUACACAAGGUUCUGGGAGCAUUUAGUUUGGAAGAAAGCUUUGGAAAAAUGUAUUUUAUCCACAGCUGGGCCAGCCAGGAAAUUUUGUUAUAAAAAUCUAUGGUAUAAACUGCAAUAAACUGGAAUUAAAAAUAAUUCAAACCACAAAAAUAUGUUUUUAUUUAUUUUGCUUUGGCAGUAUAUAUGCCUGUUCUAUGUGGC
Messenger RNA from Notechis scutatus (mainland tiger snake), 5429 nucleotides. RefSeq names its product tripartite motif containing 47 (gene TRIM47). The record is from RefSeq and is a predicted model, not a curated record. NCBI's taxonomy places the organism in Eukaryota, Metazoa, Chordata, Lepidosauria, Squamata, Elapidae. Gene Ontology annotation, molecular function: zinc ion binding; protein binding.